CUCUUACCUUCUAUAAAUCAUUUUCUGCUUCCCUUGACUUCCUGUGUUACCUGUCGUUCAAUCUCCUGACAGUGAUUGCCAGUGAGUAACUGUCGCAGUCACGUGGUCUAACAAAGAUGAUACAGAGCAACAGAAUAGCACGAGUUCCCCUCCAACCAACAACAGAGAGAACUUACAAACCUGAGAAUCACUUAAUCCUUCAAAAACUCACUGAAAAGACCUACGCUAUUAGGCCUCUUCAAUUAUAAUUGUAUAUUCAUCUUGGUUGAACCACUCUCUAGUCAACUCUCAACUCGACUGGCAAGCAACCACGAUAUGCCUACAGUCCCCACGCGAGGCGGCCCUCAGGGCACGAGACCCACGUAUUCGGGAGGUAAGGUUGUACCUUUCCAGAAGAAAGGUCAAGCGAUCCGUGGUGCUUCAGGGAAAACAGUCCUAGGAGGUCGUCGUCACCGUAAGAUUCUUCGAGAUUCGAUUACUGGAGUCACUAAGCCCGCUAUCCGACGUCUAGCACGUCGCGGAGGUAUCAAACGAAUUUCAGCUGGAAUCUAUGAUGAGGUCCGAGCUGCAUUGAAAGAACGUCUUGAGGCGAUCCUCCAGAUGUGCGUCAUCUAUGUCGAAUACCGUAAUGCCAAGACUGUCACGGUCCACGACGUCAUUCACAGCCUCGCGCGCUUUGGGAGACCUAUCUAUGGUUUUGAUCCGGAUACAUACGACGGUCAGAACAAACCCAAGAUGUAACGCCCAAUCAUUUCUACGCAUUCGACUUUCUUCAUACCCAUCAUUUGAUAUGGGCGGUGUCAGGCGUCAUAUUCGCGCAUUGUUUAUUAGCAUGUUGGUCCAGGUUGGGUGUUUAAUACCAUGAACAUUUGUGGAAGGAUAUGAAAACAGAAACUGUCAUACGGGAAAAUGCAUAUCCUGUUUAGGAGAAUCGAAAGAUUGAUUGAUAUUGAUCAUGAGCUGUGCCACAACCUGAUAAAUUAUGAAUUUCUGUAAACGAAAGGAAUAUGGUAUGAUAUGGGGUAUCUCAAGUGACAGUACAAGUAGGUACGGUAUCAAAAAAAUA
Fusarium redolens is the source of this 1066-nucleotide messenger RNA. Its product is annotated as histone-fold-containing protein. Lineage: Eukaryota; Fungi; Ascomycota; Sordariomycetes; Hypocreales; Nectriaceae. The transcript has 6 exons. The coding region runs from base 316 to 741 and encodes 141 amino acids. Gene Ontology annotation, molecular function: DNA binding; protein heterodimerization activity; structural constituent of chromatin. Gene Ontology annotation, biological process: nucleosome assembly. The record is from RefSeq and is a predicted model, not a curated record.